Messenger RNA from Miscanthus lutarioriparius, 924 nucleotides. NCBI's taxonomy places the organism in Eukaryota, Viridiplantae, Streptophyta, Magnoliopsida, Poales, Poaceae. The record is from the annotation of a GenBank genome assembly.
AUGGCACUACCUUCAGCCGUCGUUGAGGAGGGUGUGAGCACAGUGUUCUCGUACAUCUCAACCAAGGUCGAAGACAAGGCGUCCAGAGCAGACACAAUCGCAAGGCUCGAGAUUGCACUCGCUCGCUUGGACAUUGCCCUUGAGAAGACAGGGAGGAUACCAAUCACAUACGUGUCCUUGCUACGUAGUAGGAAGGAUAUCAAGGGAGUCUAUAUGGAGGGGACAGAACUGCUCAACAAGCACAAGAAGCCGCAGAAUGAGAACGAUGGCCACGUGGUGGUAAGGAGUUCCUCGUACCUUCAAUGGAUCGCCGAUAGGGCUGCAAACUUCUCCAUCUCUUCUCUUGUUGGCUUGGGCAAGGAGAAGUUGAGUUCCUCCGUUGCCCAAAAAUUUGAGAGGUAUGCAGACUGGGCUGAAAAGUUUGUAGCAGAGGUGGAGUCCGGCUGCCCACUCCGUCUUGACACCUUCCGCUAUCCAUUUCUUAAGCAUCUUCUUGAAGGAAAAGUCUCAGAAGGGCGUGGCGUAGAGGUCAUACUACUUUAUCAAUAUAACGAUCUCAGGAAGCUCGGGGAACACUUUUCUGUAGUCAUGAACCUACGAAUCUCUGAAGACACCGAUAUCAUAGGGACCAGUAUUAAGUGCAUCCAGCGGUUGACAUCUCAGUUCAAGCUUGUGGCUGAAUCUGCGAUAGGAGAACUCACGCUGCUGCCUAAUUUGCAGGACACUUUCCAUUCCUAUGUUCUUCCACCCAGUUACAUCAAAGAAAAAUAUGGACAUCUCACAGAUUUAAUCCGCCCCGAUCCAAUAUGUUGCAAUGGAAAUAGCUGCGGAACUCUAGCUAAGAAUUCUUCAAUCGAAAUUCCGGAGCCAGUUAUUCUUGUCUAUUUUAGUUGCUGUAUUUCAGCACCAAAACAGCUUGCGUAA